Nicotiana tabacum (common tobacco) is the source of this 835-nucleotide messenger RNA. RefSeq lists its product as uncharacterized. The record is from RefSeq and is a predicted model, not a curated record. NCBI's taxonomy places the organism in Eukaryota, Viridiplantae, Streptophyta, Magnoliopsida, Solanales, Solanaceae.
AAAUAUUAUCACAAUCCAAGUAGAAAAAACAAAUACACUAUUCAUUUUCAGAAAUGACUUCUUCAAAGCUUAGGCAUUCUUGUUCCUUCCCAAUUGUACUGCUUUCUUUUCUAAAUUUCAUUCUCUUCAUUCUUUCUGCAGCUUCUGUAGCUCCAAUAGUUGUACUCAAAACACCACCAACUUCACUUGGUUGGGCUUUUCUCAUGGUUUCUGCCAUUUCACUUCUUUCUUGUUUCAUUGGUUUCUACUCUCAGCUAACUCAUUGUUGCUUCAUAACACACAUAUCCCUUCUCUUGGCGUCGUGCAUUGGCCAAUUACUCGGCAUUUUGGCUUUGUUCACUAAAGAAAAAUCGAGUCUUUCGAUGCUGAAAUCACCAAGAGACCCUAGAGAAGCAAAAGUUUUGGUGAGAUUGGAAUGUGGGGUUCUAAUGGCCAUGUUUGUAAUGCAAUUGGGAGUGUUGGUUUUGACAUGUGCAGUGCAGAGUUGUUGGGUGAGAGAUUAUGAAGGUUUAGAAGCAGAGAGAGAGGCAUGGUCAAGGAAGAGGAAUCAGAGGAUUGCUAAAGUUCAAGAAGAGUCAAUGGCAAAUGCAAACAAGAUUUCUGAAAUGAAAGCUAAGGAGUUGGAUGAGAAGAUUAAGAACAAGUAUGGACAGUGGGUUAAAACUGAUUUUGAAGGCUAAAAUUCAAAGAGAGACAGAUUAAGAAGGUUCUAAGAGGGUAUUUAUAUAUGCAUUUGUGAGGUGUAGUACUUGUUAUGAUGAUGUUAUUGAGUCACUAUAGGGUGGCUAUUUGGAAUUUGUGGAUUGAUUUUAUUUGUGUAAAGCCUUGUUACAUC